Messenger RNA from Syngnathus acus (greater pipefish), 3409 nucleotides. RefSeq names its product TBC1 domain family member 12-like. The transcript is spliced from 13 exons. Bases 924 to 2234 code for a protein of 436 amino acids. The record is from RefSeq and is a predicted model, not a curated record. NCBI's taxonomy places the organism in Eukaryota, Metazoa, Chordata, Actinopteri, Syngnathiformes, Syngnathidae.
AUGCAUGGCGGCGCCGAGGGAGCCCGCGGGCUCUGUGGUCGUCGACGUGAAUGACAACGAGGAGGAUGGCGGCGUCGUCAGACGACCAGUCGCGGCGUUGGCUCUCAAAUGUUCCGUGACGUGCAGAAAAGGUGACGACGCUGUCAGGAUGUUGGACUUAGCGGAGCACUGCCUCCGGGACCGCCGCGGCCUUAACGGAAGCGCCGAGUCGUGGGGUGAAGUGGAGGUGGCGACGGCUGGACGAGGAAGAGGAACCGGCCACCCCGCUUCCUGUCCAGCUGCCUGCGGGGCUCGAGUGUCAUCCGGGUCGACGGCUUCCGUCGGGCCGCCGUGCUCGGGAAAAGUAGCGGAGACGUGUCCUCGCUCGGAACCGCAGCCAGGCAUCAUGCUCAACGGGUGUGCUGACGACGGCGUCUCAGAAAGGCCGACGGCGGUCGUUAAUGGAGGCUGUCAUGCCGCCACCGAAGCCCGAGACAACCGCAGCGACCCGCCCGUCCUCGCGGACGCUCCCGAGCCGGCCCGUAGAGCCGCUGGACCGCCCUCAACAGAGCCGUCGGCCUCCUCCGAACUGAGCGAGGACGACACCUCGCCCUUCGAGGAAGAGGUGGACAGUGUCGAGCCUGACUGGGUCGUCAGGCCUCAGACGUUGAGAACCGAGGCGAACCUUAGCACGUCGCUCAGCUGCGACGCCACGCCGCUGUCGCCGUCGACCGCCGACCGGGGGGACUUCUGCUUCGGGGAGCAGGGCGGCGAAUUUCGGGGCGCUUUCGAGGCAGGCCGCCGGCAGAGUGCACCCGAAUCGGACCUCAGAGUGCAGGGCAACUGCGACGAGACCGGUCUCGCUCCCAAGAGGUUCGGAAUUGUUCACUUCUUCACCAGGAGCUGUUCCCUAUGAGAGCCAAAGAGCCUACACCGUUCACACGAUGCGCCAGGGUGGCGACUGUUUGGCAAGCCCAGAGAUGCAGGAGAAGGAGGAACUGUGUCCUCGUCCUCCACGGAGCAGGUGUCCUUUCGGCACCCCCCAGCGGCAGGCAGGAGGAAGAACUUGGACUUCGAGCCCCUCUCCACCACAGCGCUCAUUCUGGAGGUACGCUCCCCCGCUGAACCUUCCCGCCAAAUCUGAGGAGGAAACUCAAAGACACAAGCUCGAGUAUGAGGAGAUGGUGGCCGGGGCCAAGAGGAGAGAGUUGAAGGACGCACAGAAGAAGAGGCGUCAGAUGAAGGAGAGACAUCGACACGAGGACAGCAUCUCCAACGCCAUGGUGGUCUGGAACACGCACAUCCUGCCGCACUGGAACGCUGUGAAGGCCACACGUCGCGUGAGGGACUUAUGGUGGCAAGGCCUCCCUCCCGGCGUACGAGGACGCGUGUGGAGCCUUGCCAUCGGAAACGAGCUCAACAUCACGGGGGAGCUGUAUGACAUCUUCCUGUGUCGCGCCAAAGAAAAAUGGAGGAGCUACAGCGAGACCAGCUCGGUCAACAACGACAGCGAGAGCGACGGCGGCACAUCGCUGGCAGACAGAGAAUCCAGCCUGGAACUCAUCAAGCUGGAUAUCUCUCGAACAUUCCCGUCGCUCUUCAUCUUCCAGAAGGGCGGUCCCUUCCACGAUGUCCUCCACAGCGUGUUGGGAGCGUACACAUGCUACCGACCUGACAUCGGAUAUGUUCAGGGGAUGUCCUUCAUCGCUGCCGUCCUCAUCCUCAACCUGGAGGAGGCUGACGCCUUUGUCACCUUUGCCAACCUGCUCAACAAACCAUGCCAGAUGGCCUUCUUCCGCGUCGACCACGACCUGAUGCUGAAGUACUUCGCCGUGUUCGAGGUGUUCUUCGAGGAGAACCUCCCGCACCUCUUCAGCCACUUCAGGAGUAACAAGCUGACGCCUGACCUUUACUUGAUCGACUGGAUCUUCACGCUGUACAGCAAAUCCCUGCCUCUAGACGUGGCGUGCCGUGUGUGGGACGUCUUCUGCCGCGACGGCGAGGAGAGCCUUUUCCGGACGGGCCUCGGCAUCCUACGCCUCUUCCAGGACGUCCUGCUGCAGAUGGACUUCAUCCGCAUGGCGCAAUUCCUCAGCCGGCUGCCCGAAGACCUCCAGGCACACGCGCUCUUCGCCGCCAUGGCCGCCACGCACAUGAUCAGCAGGAAUCGCCGCUGGGCUCAGGUCUUCUCAUCACUGCCGAAAGACAAAAACAAAGAGACGGACAACAUCGGAAGCCCUGCUCUCAAAAGCUAAUGCUGGCCAACCCUAUAGUAGUGUCGUCGUAACCCUCCCAUCCAGCGGGACGCCGCCUCCGCCCCCCCCCCAAUACAUUUUGGCAUCUUGCGUUUUUUGUUGAUGUUUGAGGGCGUGAAAGAUUUUUUGGGCCCUGUCAAAGGAGAACAAAUGGACAUUGUUGAGUGACAUGCACAACCCACACAAUGAAAGCUGAGUGACAAAUUAAACAUGUUCUUUUUUUAAUGUCAUGCACACGCACGACAUGCAACUCGUAAUUGAGAGCUGUAUCCAUCUUGCGUGUAACUUGCUAAGUCGCUAGCACUCCUUGAGGACGGCUGCGCAGGCAUUGGCUGUAAAAGUUGUGUUGGUCACAUCUCCAAAAAAUCCAAGACCAUUUCAACUUUUUACAAUGGAACAAUUCAUCCAUUCACUAUAUUAGCAAAUAUGUCCAACUUCAAAACGUCCAAAUAGAUUUCAACUUCGAGAUUAUACUCUGAAAUCAGAUUCGGAUUCGCUUUUGUGUCUCAAGCAACAAGCAACAAGCAACAUUUUCACAGAGUCUCUAUUGCAAAACAAAGCGGUAACCGACUCAAUCAAUUCAUGGCCCACGCAAGUUGGUUUGCAGCUGCGGGAUGAAAGACGUAACCUGUUUUGUUCCCCUCACAAACAACACCAAAUCAUCAACAAUCACGAUUAAUGAACAAUCGUAAUGAUAAUGAUUUUGCUGCGUCAAGCAAAACUUGCCAAAGUCAGUGUGGAAAGUCCAAAGUGUAAGUGAAGCAGGUAGCCUCGUGGUCCUCCUCGCGGGUCUGACGUUUUGUCCACUAACGAGCACUCCAUGAACUGGCAACAAAGACACCGCUAGGACCCACCUGGCAACCGCCCAACCAGUCCCGAGUGCUUGUUGUCACACUCCCAAUCAGGAGGGAGCCGCGUCCAGCUAGGAAAGAUUUGAAUGACGAGAAGUUGACAGUCAUUCGUCAAUCAUGCAUUGUGAUUUGAGCAAUUGGAUGUUUUGGUGAAACCCCAUGGAUUGAAGUCACACAAUUACGUUCGAUUCAAACUUGUUUUUUUUCCCCCAAACAUCGGGACAAUGCUUUUGAGCAUCUCUUUUAUUGUAAACUUGUAAUGUACAGUUUUUUUCUAACGCUUUAAAGGUUAUGUAAAUAAAGCACAGAAGAAUCACAAAAAUG